CUAAAGGCUGACGCUACAAGCAAUAUUAUUCAGUGUAUUCCCGGGUUUUUGAACAGUUAGGUGUCAGUAGAAGUUGUAAGAUCUUAUAAAACAUAGGAGAUCUUCUGGAAUAAUGUGCUCUAGGGCUCAAACAGUGAAGUUACGUCUUCGUUACUGUUCCUCGACGAAGCUUGAGGAGCAAGUUAGAGGCAACAACAGCCUGCGAUAUGUUGAUGCUGGCCCUAUCAAGGGCAUUGAAAUUAAUUUGGAAUGCUUUAAUACCAGAUUGGUGGAACUGAGACUCAGAGGCUAUAGGGAGUUGAAAGUCGUCAAUGUGACAGCACUCCUGAAUAUGCUACACUUAAAGACAUUGUCCCUAACUGAUGUGGAAAACAUGUCAGAGAUACUGGUGGUGGUAGGCCAAAUGACAGAGCUUGAGUAUCUAGAGCUUGGAAACUAUGGAUCUGUUUCUUUGCAACAAUUUCUUGGAACCUUUAAAAAACUCAAAAAGCUCAGGUGGCUUCGCCUUGAGAAGGGAGGGACGGUCUCUACUAACAGAAUCCUACAGGAAAUCAGCGAGUUACCAUCACUGAGAGUACUAGAACUUGUCAACGUUUACAUCAAAGCAGGCUACAUAAGUUCCUUAGGCUUGUGUACCAACUUGAAAAGAUUAUUAGUAAUACCCAACUAUGAUGAUGAGAUGGAAUUUACCAACUUCCUAGUGUCACAGGGAGCGUUCCAACUGAAAAGCACUCUGAAAGAAUUUCACUGGGGAUUUACCUCAGAGAUGCUGAGAGAAGCAGAUGUACUGUUCGAUGAUGGAUGGGGGCUCAUACCAGUAGGAGGGUUCUCCUAUGAAGCUAAGGAGGCAAUGAAGUAUUCCAAGCUCGUUGUGAAUAACAGAAAUAAAAUGGACAUGAAAUCCAGGUCACCAAAUGUGGUGAAUCUGACUGAGCUAAAGGAUGGGCUGACGACCUGUUUGCCCGGCAUGACAUGUAAAAUAUAUAGAAUGCCAUACCGCAAAACAUGGGGAAAGUCCAUCCGACGUCCAGACCCAUGUGCUCACUGUGGAGAUCCAUCAAAGCACCUUCACUAACUUGAAAGUAAAUGCUUAAACUUUUGAAUUUGACACAGAAUUCCAAAGGGAGUGAACCUUUUCAUGAUCAAUACUUUCAUAGUGGAUAUCAUGCAACAAUUUUUUUCAAUAUAAUUGUGCAUUAUGGAUAUCUUAUAUCCUGUCUUAAGUAUUUCACUUGUAUAAUAUGCAUACUUAUUGUUUUUCCGUAAAAUAGAUAAUACAUUUUUUAAUUGUUGAUUCAAUUAUGAUAUUUCCUUUCAAAUAGACAUAAAUACAGGGUGUAACAAAAUGGUUGGGCUGGCUAUGCAUUUUCACAUUUUAUGUGUGAUUCUAAGCUAAAAAUGAAGAAUAACUUUUUCCAAUUUCCACUUUGUUUAGCCGCUAGCCGCCAUUUUGUAUUUUUUAUUAACAAAUUAUUAUCUCUUAAACUAGUAAACAUUUGGUACAACCAGCAUUUAGAAUAAGUUCUAUACAAUUGCAGAUGGCUAUUCCAGUCACCAAUUUUUCAAUCUUUUGCGAAUAACUUCACUAAUACAAAUACUCCAAUCUUUCUUUUUAAAAUGUAAUAUGUAAUGUUUCUAUUUUAUUACUUUGUUUAUUACAAACUCAGGUUUGAAUAGGUAAAAGAAUAUUUUUUUAUUUUCCUCUUACCUAUUUAAGCCUAAUGUGUCAAAUUUGGUUUCUUUAGCUUUACUAGUUUUAGAGAUAAUAAUUUGUUAAUACAAAAUGGCAGCUAGCUGCUAAACAAAGUGGAAGUUGGAAAAAGUUAUUCUUCGUUUUUAGCUUAGAAUCACACAUAAAAUGUGAAAAUGCAUAGCCAGCCCAACCUUUUUGUUACACCCUGUACAGACUUUCAGUCAAAACCAACUACAAAGAAACUAAAUAGUUUAUAAUAAAUAGCAAUGCUAAUUAAGUUGUUUAAUUAAAAUCCAGUUUCAUUGGUCUGUUUGGCCAGUUUCAUCAUAUUUUCAAUAAUUACUGGUGCUUUUGCAGAUGUUUGUUAGAAAUCGGAUAAAAAUUGUGUAAUGUUUUAUUGAAACACACUAUUAUUUAAUGUUUUACAAUAAGCAUUUACUGUAUGUAUUUUCAAUGUUAUUUAACUUUAGAUACUAGGGGCAUACAUGGAAUUAACAAAGCCCUAUACAUUUUUUGUAUGAGCCUAAAGCUUAAAUUAUGGUAGAUAAGAUAUUCAUAUUUUUUAUAUGUUCUUGUUUCUUUGUUCUAAAUAUAAAAAUUGAAAAAUACUAAAUUUUUUCAAUCACUUAACAAUUAUACUUAAUUUACAUAAUAUUCUAAAUGGUUGAGCCAUUCUUACGAUUUAGAUACACAAAGAGACAAAAUGUUUGAGUGGUACUGCAAUUCUGUUGUGAAAUUUAAGGGUUAAUUUUAGUAUGUGAUUUAAGUGUUAAUUUUUGAAGAUGUCUCAUUGUAAUUACAUUUUGUAGCAUACAACACACACUGUCAGAGUCAUUUAAGAGUUGUAUUAGAUAUAAAUGAAUCAUAUCCACAAUGAUUGUAUUUUGUGUUAUGACCAGUAAAUGAGUUGAGGGGGAAGUUAGUGUCAAAUAACUUUAUAAUACUUAGAAUUGUCAGUAGAUAUAAUCAUUUUCUAUAAUAAAAUAAAAAGUAUAAUA
Homalodisca vitripennis (glassy-winged sharpshooter) is the source of this 2691-nucleotide messenger RNA. RefSeq lists its product as uncharacterized. The record is from RefSeq and is a predicted model, not a curated record. The transcript has 6 exons. Bases 113 to 1075 code for a protein of 320 amino acids. NCBI's taxonomy places the organism in Eukaryota, Metazoa, Arthropoda, Insecta, Hemiptera, Cicadellidae.